This is a messenger RNA of Pezoporus occidentalis (night parrot), 14581 nucleotides long. RefSeq names its product A-kinase anchoring protein 13 (gene AKAP13). Gene Ontology annotation, biological process: adrenergic receptor signaling pathway; positive regulation of canonical NF-kappaB signal transduction; regulation of Rho protein signal transduction. Gene Ontology annotation, molecular function: guanyl-nucleotide exchange factor activity; MAP kinase scaffold activity. Lineage: Eukaryota; Metazoa; Chordata; Aves; Psittaciformes; Psittacidae. The coding region runs from base 718 to 8994 and encodes 2758 amino acids. The transcript is spliced from 44 exons. Gene Ontology annotation, cellular component: actin cytoskeleton; membrane. The record is from RefSeq and is a predicted model, not a curated record.
CCCGGCCCCGGGGCUCCCCGCUCCGCGCAUGCGGGCAAUGGCGGGGGCGGGCCCCACGGCUCGGCUCAGGUUGCGAGCCCGCAGCCCCCGGCCCUGCCUCCUGCCCGCCUCCCCGGGCGGAGAGCGCCUGGCCCGGCCGCCUCCUUCGCCCUCCCCGUCCCCUUCCCUCUCCGCCCCGCUGCCAGGGGCGAAGCCGCCCGCCGGGCCCCCGCGGUAGUGUGGAUGUGCCGUGUUCUGUGGCAGCUUUCCAGCCUGCAUCUCCUGCCUGGCUCCAGUGGCCGACAUAGCCUGAGAGGUGAGGAUACAACAUGUUGGAAGGAACAGAGUCCAGCCAGGGACUGCAGCCAGAAAGGCAGGAGCUCGAGGUUCCUGAUUUACAGCCUCACAGCAUCAAAGGAGGAAAACGCAGUUAAGAAGUCAAAGCUUCUCAUGGAAACAGAGCUCUGCCAGGGUGGCUCCUCUGUUGAUGUCUACAUGACAAAUACACUGUGACGCCACAAAUCCCAUAAACAGUUUAAUGUCCUUCCAGAGACCGCUAGUGGAAGCAUGCAAUAGGCCUUUUUUCUUGGAUUUUAGUACUGGAAAACUCUCUAAUGACAACUUUGCUUAGGAGCUGAGCAUCGUGACGUGCCCUGCUCCUCCCUGCUCGGUGUGGGAACGACUUGAAGGACAUCUUGGAGCCACCUGUACUGCUUCAUGCAGUUAAAGUAAGGUUAAAUGUUUUGGCAGCUCUUUCAGUGUUCAGAGGUCAUGAAACUUAAUCCACAGCAAGCUCCAUUAUAUGGUGACUCUGUAAUAACAGUGCAGCUGACUGAGGAAGAUAAAGUUGAAGAUGAUGUAGUGUUUUACUUGGUCUUCACUGGGUCAACUGUCCAACACUGCACAAGCACAAGAAAGAUAAAUCCUGGGAGUCUGGAGACCAUUUCACCUGGCCAUGACUGCUGUGAGACAGUGAAGGUGGCCCUUUGUGCCUCUCGAGAAGGUCACCCCGUUCUGGUUGUGGCAGAGGAGAGUUUCCAGUUUGUCCAGGAUGAAGCCUACGAUGCUGCCCAGUUUCUGGCCACCUGUGCUGGCAACCAGCAGGCGCUAAACUUCACGCGGUUCUUGGACCGGUCGAGGCCCCCUGCUGCGGAUGUGGACUUCUUGGAUGAGAAAGUGGCUUUGGCCUUUCGGCACCUGAAACUGCCGGCAGAAUGGAACGUGCUGGGAGCGGACCAGUCCCUGACCGAGAACAUCCCUCGGGAAACACUGAUGCAUUUUGCGGUGAGGCUGGGUCUGCUGCGGCUGACGUGGUUUCUGCUCCAGCAGCCGGGGGGAAGAGGAGCUCUCAGCAUCCACAACAACGAAGGGGCAACUCCUGUGAGCUUGGCCUUGGAGAGGGGCUACCAGAAGCUGCACCAGCUGUUGACAGAAGAGGAAGCCAGGGAACCAGACUCCUGGAGCACCUUGUCUCACACUGUGCACUCGGGGGACUACAGCGUGAAGCACCACCGUGGACUUGAUGUUUACAUGCUGACUGCUGAAACCAAGGAAGGGGAAGCAGCCAACUGGGAAAGCGACAUACGGCACCUUCAGAUGCACAUGCAGAGCCAUCAGCACAUGAGUUUAAGGCAGCAUUCAGAGCCUGUGCUGGGAGAUUCUGGAGACAGCUGUGCUAAGGGGCCAGAGCCAGAUGGUUACCCGACGACUACUUCGCAGAACCUGGAAGAACUGGCAAGAGAAGGAAGGCAGGAAAGUCCAUCCGAUCCUGUUCAUCUGGACAUUGGGCAGCUCUCAGACCAAACACACCAGGAGGAGAGGUGCAACAGCAGGAGUUUGGGAGCUUUUAAUGAUGUGCCAAAUGACUUGCUGAGCCUGGGGGAUGCACAGAACCCAGAGUGCUUCUGUGAAAGUAAAAAUGUGACGUUGAGUAAAAAGGAAGAGGAGGGGCUGACCUCCGCUGAAGGCUCUGGGGCUGCAUCGGGUGAGAAGGGCUGCACGGGGAGCCUGUUUGCAAGUGCAAAUGGUGCCGUAAAUCUUCCGUCCUGUGGAAAUACAAAUAAGGAAGCUGGAAUGACAUCUGCUGGAGUUGUUCUGGAUCAAGCUGGCUUGUGCGGUGAAGACAGGCCCCAUCAGGAAGCGCAAGGUGCUGAGGAGCAUUCAGCUGCUUCUGUGGUUGAAACUGCAGGUGAAACCCCAGCUUCCUUGGAGGGCGUGGAUGUGGCUAUGGGCCAAACUGAAUGCAGGAACUGUGCAGGGGCAGCAGAGAGGGCUGGGGGACAGCAGCAGGCAGAGGGUGGGAUAGCUGAGGCCGGUGAAAAGAGGACUGUAAACCUAAAGCAACAGUUGCCAGCUAAGGAAGAGUCAUCCAGUUCUGCUCAGCCCUUACUGAGUGCUUUUAAUGGUACUGAGCAUGCAGAUGGGGAGGAUGAAGAUGUGGGAGUGGUACCAGCAUGUGAUGAUACGAAUGCAGAUGCUGGCACUGGAGAGCUCUCUGAUGACCUGUGCAAGACUGUUGAUAACAAGGAGACUGGAGCAGACUCAUGCACUAAUCAAGUAAACAGUGGCUUCUUGGAAAGCCAAGGUGAUGCCCAUGUCACAGCAAGUUGGAAUGUUACUGUGAGCACUGGGGCAGCAUUGCCAGCAGUGAAUGGGGUGAAGGUUCCUGCAUGUGCAUCACAACCUGCUUCUGGUUUGGAAAUCAGUGGCAAGAGUGGGGAGCAAGAAGAGCAGGUGGAAGCAGGUUGCAUGGAUAGGAAAUCCAGCUUGCCCUCACUGGAAGACAGUGUAGAAACUAAUGGCCCUGAUGCUAAACCUGAAAACGAUGAUGUUGGUGGAUCUAAUGGAAGCAAUGAGGAACCUGCAUGUGGCCAGGAGAACAGUAAGAUCAUUGAACGUGUGGCUGAAGCAAUGGAGGGCAGUGAAGCCCAUGAGGAGGAGCCAGUAGGAACUGAUACCAGCAGCAGUGGAGACGGAGGAAGCGCAGAUUCUUCAGGCGGAGGUCAGGAAGUUGCUGGCGGUUGCCCUUGUGCUGAUCAAACUGUUGUUAAAGAUGAAAUGGGCGACAGCUUCAAACCGGAUGCUGCUCAAGAGAGCGAACAAGAGCCUGCAUCGCUCCCUCCGGAGGUUGCAAGCGCAUGCCUGACAGAAAAAGAGCCUGCACAAACUGAGGUAGCAGGAAGUACUUUGGAGCAGGAGGGGCUGAAUGGCGAGAUGGAAUCACCCAGAGGAGAGGGACCCUCUGUGAGUCAGGAGGGAGAUGCUGCAGUGGCACCUCUGGGGCAGGAGGCAGCUCUGCAAGGUAAUGACCCUGGAUUAGCUCCCUGUGCCAAGGGCGCAGACUGUGCAGAGGAUAAUUUAGUGGGCACACCCUCUGCAAUUCACAUUGGAGAACCUCAACAAAACCAGGAAGCAGUGGCGGCAGCGGCAGGCUCGGCAGAGCUGGCCUGGCAGCACGGUGGGGAGCAUGGCAGCGUAGCUGCUGUUGCUGGGUGGCCUGGGGACCAUGCAGGGGAUGAGGGGUCUCCAGAGCAGAGCCUCUCACAGCAGGCUGAAGGAGGCAAAGCUGAGCCUGAGCAGGAGGCCUGUGCAAGCGGCAGGGAGCAGGUUUUGUUGGAGGAAUUUCUUGCUGUGAAACCCUCUGUCUGCAGUAAGGGGGGGGCUGUGGCAAACAGCAGCGAUGCGGAUGCUGGGCUGAAAGGGGCAGUCUGUGCUGAAGAAGUGUGCAAGGCUGGGGCAGUGGGUGCAGGAGAAGGCAUCAUGCACAGACCUGCAUCAGCAGGUGAGUCACCGGGUGUGGAGAGCAGAUACAGCCCUGGUCCAGAUACAGGGCUGAACCAGGAACAUGAUCCUAGUCAAACCCUGCAACAAACCUCCCUGUGCAGCGGCACCCCUGAGUUAAAGGAUGCUUCAGAAAUGGGAGCCCCGAGCGAUGCCUGUGAGGGUAAGGAAGCGUUAAGGCCGGUGACAAUACCUCCUAUUGCAACGUAUCCAGAAGAGCAGGAGGAUAAGGAAAGCGUGCUUCCCCGCGCAGCGCUUCAGCCCAUUGCAGAGGAGCCCACGUGUGACAGCGACUCCAGCACCGACACUGUUUGUCCUGUCAGCGAGACCGACGCUGGUCCUGCUGCAGAAGCAGCUCAGGGGGAGGUCUCAGCUGGGCCCAGUGGAGAGCAAAGUCAAGCUGUACCUGCAUCGCCCUUCUCACCGUGUUCGUGCCGUUUACGUGCUGUUGAGUCACUGGAAAAUGUGGGAGUGAAGAGUUUGGUUGCGGCAGAUGGUGGCUCGUCUCUGGAUAAAGGUCCUAAAAUGGUGAAGAGUUUUGAUGCAGUGGUUUUUGCAGCAGAGACACCUUGUUCCCCUGAAUUACCAGCCACAGAGAAAGCAGGGCUUGAGCCCCAGGCUGCAGUGGAUGUGGGAGCCAGCCUGGAUGGAGAAAUGGAUGUAAGUUCCUUGACAAAGAAGAGGAACAGCAGCCUGGCAGUGCAACGAGCUGAGCCUGUUACAGGGAACUUGGAAAUGAAAACCGAAGACGAGGUGGAUUUUCUGAAGGAUCAGGAGGAGCGUGCAGUCCGCGAGGCAGCGAUAAACCGUGAAAGCUGGUGUUCGCUGGAGCCAUGUCCCGAUUCUUCCCUGCUGGAGCGCAAGCGGACACAGGAGUCUCCAGAAUGUGAGAACUUCUUGGAGGAUGGGCUGAGUAGCGUCUGUGCCUCGUCACAAGGUGUUCUUAAGAGAGAGUCUGGAAGCGAGUCUGACCUCUUCCCCUUGCCUGGUGAUGGGAUGGAAGACCUUGUCUUUGGAAAGCAGCCUGAAGAGGAGCACUCUGCAUGCGAUGUCACCAGCUCCAGUUCCUCUGCGGAUGACACCAUGUCCCUGGAGAGGAACUCAUCCCUGGGCAGCGACACAUCCCUUCCUUUCCCACCAAUGGGGAACUUUGUCCAGCCCAAGGACAGGCAUAGCCUGGAUGGCAGCUGCACUAACAUGGUGGCCACAGAGGGAGGAGAGAAGGAAGAGGAGCUGGACAGUAUCACAGAUGUGCCCACUCAUUCCUCCGUCUUAAGAAACUCCAUGCGACCACUGUCACCUUUCCGUCGACACAGCUGGGGGCCAGGGAAGAACGCCACCAAUGAAGCAGAAAUAAAUCAGAGGAGUUCAAUGCGAGUUCUGGGGGAUGGUAUAAAGAAGCCUCCCAUUCAUAGGAGAAGUUUGAGCUGGUGUCCCUCUGGCGUACAGUUCAUUGCCAUGGGUCCUGACUUUACUUGUAGAAGUUACAGCCUAGAAGGCCUUGCUGGAGACUCUGGUGAGAGCAAGAAGCCCUCUACAAACCUGGAGGCAGCUUCUCUGAGCUCCAAAGACCUCAGACGGAGUCCGCUUGCUAGCAACCAGUGUGGGUCCCUGGUCUUGCUCACUGAAGAGCUCGAGCAAGGAGAAAUGAGAGAAUACGAUCACCAGAUGCAUCAGACAUCACCGCCACAAGGAUUUAAUUUCUGCUCUUCUGCUGUUUCAUCUCCACUGACCAAAUCUAUGUCUCUAAUGUCAAUUAGUAAACCAGUGCUGGACACCCAGGGCCGGACUCGACCAUCGAGACGAAUUUCCUUCUCCUUCAGCAUCUCUCCACUCAUUCCUAAGUCUAAAACUCUCUUUUCUAUUGGCUCUUCUUCCAGUGAUGAGGAGGAGGAGGUGGAUAGUACGCAGGCAUUUGGCGGCCCCACAGCUUCCUCGGUUCAGAGCAUAUCUGAAGAGAGCAGCAGUGUCCCCGCUGGUAAAGGUGCAACCAAAGUCAGUCGCACCUUCAGCUACCUCAGGAAUAAAAUGUCCAGCAGCAAGAAGAGCAAAGAAAAAGAGAAAGAUAAAGAGAAGACUAAAGAGAAGGACAAAGAUUCCAAGGAGAAAGAAAAAGAUAAGAAGCUGUUAAAUGGACAUCUCUUCACUGCAACCUCCGUUGUAGCCCAAGCAACCUGUUACCACUGUAUGAAACCUUUCAAUAAGGAUUCGUACUACUGUGCAAACUGCAAUGCAAUUGUUCACAAAGGCUGUAAGGAGAGUGUUGCUUCUUGUGCAAAGGUCAAAAUGAAGCCACAGAGAGGGAUGCUGCAGGCACAUGAUACCUCUUCAUUACCCACAGUAACCAUGAGAAACAAAAGCUCCCAACCAAAGGAGCGCCCUCGCUCUGCAAUACUUGCUCCUGAUGAAAACACCGUAACCUCAAUAUUCAAUAACAGGAGAUCACAACAGCCUACAGCACUGUCCAAAAGUGUCUCAAUACAGAACAUUGCAGGAGUUGGGAACGAUGACAGCUUAAUACACACUUGGAAAUUCCUGUCUCAGUCAACAGACUCCCUACAUAAAAUCAGCCGGGUGAAUGAAUCUGUGGAAUCGCUGGUUGAUGAAGGAGCAGACAUGAAUGAAGGACAGCUGAUGGGAGACCUGGAAUUAGAUUCCAAGCAGCUGGAGGCAGAGUCCUGGAGCCAAGUAGUAGACAGCAAGUUCCUACAGCAGCAGAACAAAGAUGUUGUCAAACGACAAGAUGUCAUUUAUGAGCUAAUGCAGACAGAAAUGCAUCAUGUCCGCACGUUGAAGAUCAUGAAUGAUGUAUACAGUGCAGGGAUGUUAAAGGAACUGCAGUAUGAUCAACAAGUCGUGGACAAGAUCUUUCCCUGCCUGGAAAACUUGCUGCACAUCCACAGUCACUUCUUCCAGCGGAUUCUGGAAAGGAAGAAGGAGUCACUGGCAGACAGAAGUGAAAAGAACUUUGUUAUCAAGAGGAUAGGCGACAUCCUGGUGAAUCAAUUCUCCGGGGAGAGUGCUGAGCGAAUGAAGAAAACAUAUGGCAAAUUCUGCGGGCAUCACAACGAGGCAGUAAAUAACUUCAAAGAUCUGUACUCAAAGGACAAGCGGUUUCAGGCAUUCAUCAAGAAAAAAAUGAACAGCUCCCUGAUGAGGCGUCUUGGGAUCUCUGAAUGUAUCCUGUUGGUAACACAGAGAAUCACAAAGUACCCAGUCCUUUUACAAAGGAUACUGCAGUACACCAAAGAAAACGAAGUGGAACAUGAAGACUUGACUCAGUCGUUAAACCUCGUUAAAGAUGUGAUUGCUGCAGUCAACAGCAAAGUCAGCAAUUACGAAAAGAAGAUGCGUCUUGGUGAGAUUUACAGCCGGACAGAUAGCAAGUCCAUCAUGAGGAUGAAGAGUGGCCAGAUGUUUGCAAGAGAGGACUUGAGGCAUCGGAAGCUCAUCCGAGAUGGGCCUGUUUCGCUAAAAAAUGCAGCUGGUCGGUUAAAAGAAGUCCAGGCUGUUCUCCUCUCUGACAUGCUCGUAUUCCUUCAGGAGAAGGACCAGAAGUACGUCUUUGCCUCACUGGACCAGAAAUCCACUGUGAUCUCUCUGAAGAAGCUGAUUGUACGAGAAGUGGCUCAUGAAGAGAAGGGUUUGUUCCUCAUCAGUAUGGGUGUGAAAGAUCCUGAAAUGGUGGAAGUCCACGCCAGCUCCAAAGAGGAGCGUAAUGGCUGGAUACAGAUCAUUCAGGACACAAUGAACACCAUGGAUAAAGAUGAAGACGAAGGAGUCCCCUGUGAGUCUGACUUUGAAAAGAAGGUGUCAGAUGCAAAAGUGAGAGGACUGAAAGAACAACUUCAGCAGAAGGAUAAGCAGAUCCUCCUCUUGCUGGAGGAGAAGGCCAAGAUCUUCCGGGACAUGGCAGACAGUUCUGUGCAGGAGGACAUGCCAGGCUCCAGGCUGCUCUUCAGAGCCAACACAGAAGAGGCACCAAAAGGAGAGGCCAUCAUGAAAACUGCAAUAAAUGAAGUUGAACUGCUGCAAGACCUGGUGAACAGGAGCCUGGGCACUGCCCUCGGACAGCAGGUCAGCAGCACUGCCAUGGAACAAGGAGGAGGAGUUGGCCCCAUCUCUCUCCCUAGAAGGGCAGAAACGUUUGGAGGAUUUGACAGUCAUCAGAUGAAUGCUUCCAAGUCAAAGCAGAAGGGAGGUGUUUCCUCCUGCAGAGAGGUGGAAGGUCCCAGGACGUGGCGCAGGAGAGAAGGUGGAGCGAAAGAUGAAGGCGAGGAUGCUCAGGACCUUCGGAGAACAGAGUCAGACAGCAUUUUAAAGAAGGGUGGAAAUGCUAAUCUGAUGUUCAUGUUGAAAAGGAAUAACGAGCAGGUCCUCCAAACCAUUACCAGCCUCCAUAAGCUGCUCAGUGCUUUGCAGGGUGUUGUGCUGCAGCAGGACACCUACAUCGAGGACCAGAAGCUGGCUUUGAGUGAGAGGGCUCUGACCCGAAGCUUCUUCCGGCCAACCUCACUGCUGGAGCAGGAGAAGCAGCGCAACCUGGAGAAGCAGCGCCAGGAGUUGGCCAACUUGAAGAAGCAGCAGACGCAGCACCAGGAGGAGAGGCGGAGGAGAGAGAAGGAGUGGGAAGUUCGGGAGAAGGAGCUGGCGGAGCAGGAGGCCCAUUUGGCCCAGCGAGAGGAGCAGGUCCAGAGAGGGUGGCAGGAUCUUGAGCGGGAGCGAGAGGAGCUGCAGGUGAAGAAAGCCUCCUACCAGCUUGACCUUGAGAGGCUUCGCACGGCACAGAAGCAGCUGGAGAGGGAGAAGGUGCAGUUCAAGCAGGAUGUGGAGCGGUUAGCUCAAAUGCGGCAGGAGUCAGACCACAACCAGGUUUCAAAUCUACACGAGAAACUUGCGAGAGUCUCGUCCCAGUCCAGCAUCGAUGAAUCCUCCAAGCAGAAGAGCCCUUCCCUUCCUAAACAGGGGCACUUUGAUGCAGAACUGUCUGUUUCCCCUAAAAGGAACAGUCUUUCAAGGACACACAAAGAGAAAAGCACUUUCCAUUUGCUUAGCACAACAAACCAGACUAACAAGGCAGCUGAGGAACAGCCCCAGAUGCCUACUCGCCUCUUCAGUUUAGCCAAACCAAAGGACAAGAAGGAAAAGAAGAAAAAGGGCCGGGGACAUCGCUCCCAACAGUCUGAUUCUCACUCGUCAGAAGCACCUCCAGAGGGUGAGGAGAUCUUCUGCUGAGCACGGAUGGUUCCAUUGGUCACUCUCAGCUUUGGUACAUCUCCCUGCCUGCUCCGCAGCACGGUGCUGGUGCCUGCAUCUGACGAGCAUCUGGAGUUUUUAUAUAUAACACGUUACAAAGUCUGUUCAGUGGUGGGCAAGGGCCUCUCUCCUGUGGUUUUGGGUGAAUUCUCACCUUAGAGGCUGACUGCAUGGCAAAUAGUACCAUCUCUCUGUGCAAACCUUGGGUUCAAUGGAUUGGGAUAGAUGUUUUCUGUCUCUUCUUACUGCUAAAGGAUGUGAGAACAUAGCCUUAAGGGGUCUGUGCCUUCAAAUUCCGCUUUUCCAGGGAACAUAACCAAAACCAAGCAUUUAGCAAAAGAUUAGGACUCUGCAAAUGGUGCGUAUACACUGGCAUAUAUAGAUAUACUGUAUAUAUACAUAUAUGUAUCUAUGUAUCCACUGGGAUAUGCUUACAGUCUGUACAGCCAAGCUUAGCUUGGCCCAUGGGGAUAGAUGAUACCUGAUGACUUUCAGGAAGUGUGUAGAUAUUAAAUAUCUUGCCUUUACUGCUCCUGUUGUAAUGUCAUUGACUUGCACACCUCUUUUGUGCUCAUGGUAUAGGGACUGUUUGGUUUCAGGAAAGUACUUUACACCAGGAAGCAGUAACAGCAAAAAUUCAGAGGGAAAAAAAAAAUCAAAUUUCAAGCUAUUCCAAAAGAUUUCCAUGGGGCAGAGGGAUUUAAAUGUCAAACUGUUUCCAGAAUCAAGCAGAAUGGCUUUGGGUAUAUUUAAAACACUGCAGAAAAGAGCAAUUUGGUAGGCUUGUAAGGCAACCCCAGGGAGCCAGAGCAGACAGUGCUGAAGUGGGAACAACUCUAAGCAACAUCUUUUUUUAUGCAGUCCCUUUGAGCUCCAGGUCAUUCCUUCCCAUCCCCUAAGGAGUUUUUUCUUGCCAGGAUGUAGUUCUUCAGUUGCAUUUGACAUCCGUUCAUUACGAGCGUGAUGACUUGCUGGAGAGAUGGCUGAAAAUCUGUUUUUAGGGACCUUUGUUCUGGUACUUGUAUUUUUCCUGCCCCGUUUUUUUUUUAUGUUACUGUUGGGCUUCUGUUUCUCUGGAUUUUGUCAGCUUCUCUUUCUCGUUUCUCAGGCAGAAUGAGACAGCAGCAAUUUCAGAGCACUUCAGUGAGACAUCGCAGGUCAGGGCCUGAGAGUGAACUCCAAAGAGGCAGCCCCUCAUCCUUAUGCCUAUAAAGCACCAUGCACUUAUUAACCAUUUCUAGGGAGAAAAAUCUGUUCAUGCGGACAAAACCACCGUGGGAUAAGUGCAAAGGUCCAGCAUGGCAGCUCCAUUUCCACCACUAGGCUGAAAGUGUUGCUGUCAACAGAAGGGAAAUGUCCAAGGGUGGCUUUUGCCGUGCUGGCUGAGGAGAUUGUUCAGCUCUUGGAUACAGGGAUGUGUUUGGGGAGGGGAAGAGGAGUGCAGCGAGCCAGAUUCUCUUCCAAAGUCGUUGUUCUUCCAGACCCUCUCAGGGGGGUUACCCCAGCAAACUUGUAAAUGGUUAUGAGAUGCUAUCAGCUUCUGAAUAGCUCAAGGGUUUGCUCAGAGUUUGAAGCUUUAAAGUGCAUUUCCUUUCCUAGCAGUUCCUCUUUAAAAAACAACAGUAUUUCUCUCUUUGCACUAUUGUUUGAUUUCAGUUUGCUCUCUGGCUUCUCACAAGCUCAGCCCACAGCAGUGUUCAGAGCUUGGUGCUGAUGAGUAUCAGUGAGGUGGAUGCUUAGACUGGUCUGUCUUGGUCAGUGCAGGAAUCCUAAACUGCCUGCUUGCUUUUGAAGCUCUCUAAAACGUUAAGGUUUAAAGAAGAACAAAAAGAAGAAAGGAAAAAGGUUUGAGAUUUAUUUUUAUUUUGCUUUUUUUAACUAUUAUUUGGUGCUUGUUCUUACUUGCAAGCAGGGCUUGCAGAAAUAUUUAUCUUUCUGUUUAUUUGAAAGAGUUCUUUUUUAAAAAGAAGUUUACUUGGCUUUAUUUUUUUAUUUCUUUUGACUUUGGCUUUUGUUUGGGGGGGUUGAGGGAUGGUUUAUUUUGGGUUUUCUUCAUUCCCCCCUUGUUUUUUUGUUUUCUUACCAAGACCUUGGUAAACCAAAUGUUCUUAUCUCUGGCUCCUACAAGACCAGGGUUUGGGCAGUGCUGCUUUGCAGCCGAUGCCAUGCUCAGAGUUACGCAAUUUCAUCUGAGAGCUUUCUUUAUGGCAGAGCAUCUUUGGGGCUAAAAAGCCUGGGUAAAGCAAUGAAUUUGGGCAAGACUCCUCCUAUUAGUUAGUUUCUUUAAGUAUUUUAUUUAGGUUUUCUCAUCCCUCUUAGAGGCAAGGAAGAAGCAAAACAUAGAGCAUCUCACAGUGAUGCGAGGGUCCAGUCGCUUCUCCAGUGAGAUGCAGGCAGCUCUUCUGAACCUGAAGAGAGCCAAAGGAGGCAAGUGCUGGUGUUGUGGUGUUACCUUUUCAUCAGAAAACCACCAAUUUCAGAACAUCCUGCCCUGCUAUUUACACACCUGCAAAAAGGACUGUGCCAAGCUGGAAUCUUUGGAAACCAAAGCAGUGCAUGGCUCAUUACUGCUGUGCAAACACAGAUCAGGUUCCCGGUGUUUCUUGGAGUUCCCCUCAGUCUGUAACAGCCUUUGCUAGUAUGAGCUUUUCUUUUUAUCCCUCUGUCUUCUCCCCAGUCCCAACACAUCUUGAAUUCACAACAUGGAAAUGUCCCAUGGCUUUGAAAAGGGCAUCAGAAGGACUCAGGGCAACAGGGAUCUGUCUGCCUGGCUUGAGCAUCUCUCCUGGUCUGUGCAAAUCAAAAAGAGCAUUCAGUGCCCUAAGUGUGAUAUCCUAAGGUCCCUGUGCUUCCUUGUCAGAGCAAACAGGUGUGAGUCAGAAAUACAUUGACCAGAAAUACUGCGUAUCAAAGCUGUUUGUGUCUUAAAUUCGGGUGGACAGACCUUUGUCCCUGGAGGAUGUAUGUUACUGUAUGAUUCACUUUUUGGAAUGAAGCCUUUACUCCCACACUGCUUCCUCCUUCUUUCACCUUUAGGAAAGGAAGGGCUUGUUUUUAUCUCUUCAGCCUUUUAUUUUUCCCCGUCUCAGAUUUUCUUUGGAAAGGCUUGGCAGAGGUUUCCAGAGUCAGAUUCCCACUCUGAUCCCUGCAGGUUGUCUGCUAGAGCAUGGUCCCAGCUUGACAGCACCAAAGUCUUUCCUCUUCCUGGCCUUAAAAUUGCAUUUUACUCCAGUUCCAUGCCUGGCAUCCAUCCUGCAACUGUUGAAAGUGUUAUUUCUUCAGCCCAGCCUGAUGCUGUAUCUGGUUUCCAGAGCCAGUCCUUUUAUCCCAUUUGGAGCACCCAAACCACCCUGAUUCGCUUUGGGCUCCUGGGACACAGAGCAAGCUUGAAUAUGUCUGUGCAAUGCCAUGUUGUUGGAGGGAGAAGAGAACCCUGAGAGGGAUCUUGGAGCUUUCUGUGCUGGUGCUUCAUGGAGGGGAGAAAAUCAGACUCUCUUUUCUUGGACAUUUCUUUGCCUGGUCAUCUUCACUGCCCAGCAGAAGGGUUUCAGUGACCAGGUUGCUGGGAGCACAGGCUCAGAUGAAGUGCAGGAGUGGUCAGUAUUACCUGGGGGUGCCAAAAUACCCCAGAGAUAAAGAGUAGAGCUGUAGCAAAUGGUGUGAGACUCGAUGGAGUUGUGUGGGGUUGGCCUUAACCUUCUUUUAAAUGAAGUGAUCAUCUCAACAUGUAACUUGAUGUCAGUUUGAUGCCAUAAAGCACUUUAAAUGGAAGUGGUCUUGUCCCUUGUUAUUUUGGUUACGUGGAGACAAUCAGCUUUGCCAUUGCUCCCCCCCUCUGCAUCCCCAGCAAAAUCUGAGCUCCAAGUAGGCAUAUUCCUGGUUUUGGUUUGGCUUUACCCCGGGAGGGGAGGAAGGGCCAAGCUUUUUGUAUUAGUUUUAGACCAGAAUGGGUGUGAAUCUGACUACACUCCCAGUGCAGACAGGGUGAGUGGCAGGACCAGAGAACUGGCUUCUGAUGGCUCAGGUAUAUCCCCUAGGAGAGCCCAUGCUGGUGUCACCAUCAACCAUCCUCACAGCGAGUACUGCUGCCGGUGGGGAAGCAGUCCCACCAGUGGUUUGCCCUCCACCUCCUCCGUGGAGAAACCCAAAGCAAAGGAGAUGUUGGUGAGGUGUGACCGAGUGAAGUGAGGCCCUUUCCAUGCACUAUUUCCAUGCACUGUCCAGGCCAUUGGAGACCUCCCAGGUACCAUCCCUGGGGCAGGAGCUCUCGCCACUCCUGAGGGUGGACUCUUCACACUUGAAGUUUGACCACUGCUGAGAAGCACAGUAAUGCCAUUAGCUUGUGCAGAUCUGUACUGCCUUUCGAAGGCAAGAGCAUCCAUGGAGUCCGAUCAUCUUUGCACCUUCUUGAGGCGCUAGGCUAUCUCAAAGCUGUUGAGGAAACACACAAAUCUAGUCCUCCCAAAAGCCCCAAGUCAGAAUAGGUUCACCAGGUGCCAAAUCCCAAGGAAAAUGCAUAGGAUAUGUGUGGCACGGGGCAGGGGAGGACUGGGCAGGGGGCACAAGAGAGAAUCUGCUAAAAUCCCACAAAACAUUCCUUGUUAACCAGAACUCUGGAAAUUAUUCUGCCUGCUGGCCAGGUUUGGGAAUUGAACAUAAUUUAAGGCACCCUUUUAAAUAGGGAAACCUCCCUGCUGCUCAUAACUCUUGCUUCACUUGUCAGAAGGGGCAGCAAGCAAUGAUUCUUGAUCUGGUGACGCAGCUAAGCUUUAAAGAUAGGUGAGCUGAACUGGCUUUUAAUCCCAUACCCCUCGUGCUCUUCAGCCAUGGGAAGCAUGAUGCCAGCUCCCUUCCCAGCUGCAUCCUCAGGGCUGGGUGCCCUUCCUUUCCACACACAUUUCACUGACACUGAUGCUUUGCCCAAAUAUAUCCAGCUUCCGUUGCUUGGGGGGUGGGGGGAACAGGAUAACAAUCACUGCUUCGCAUACAGCUACGAGCUUGGUAUGUAUUUAAGCUGUCUAUAGGUAUCCAUCCUUUCCAUGUUCUAAAGUAUUUUACUACUUUCUUUAUUGAUAUUAAACACUGUCUCAAAACCAAACCCCAUGAAACCCAUGUCCAGUUCAGCUUGCCUAUGGUUAAAGUUUAGCCUGGAGUUUAUUUUGUACUAAUACGGAAUGCACUUGAGUAAUUCCCAGAGCGUUGAGGAGGUGUAUUACAAGAACCCGAUAUACCUCUGCUUUUGGUUUGUUUCUUAAAAAAAAAUUGAAAAUAAAUAAAAAUGCUUUGCAUUUUCAUGUUGAACCUGUUAAAAAAAAAAGUUAAAAAAAGUUGAAAAAAAAAAAAAGAAUUUUUAAAGAAGAGGGUAAACCCUAAUUGCUGUAUGUUAAUUUGUAAUUAUGUACAAAGUGAGCAGGUUAUUGACUGUAAAAUUCUUCAGUUUUUCUGUAACUUGCCAGAAACCAUUAGGUUUUGUAACAAGCUUUUAUUUAUCUUCCUUUUUAGUUAUCGGCAUCAACCUCUUGUAAAGUCAUUUUUUUUCCUCUAAAUAAAUUUGAUUUUAAGUCUG